Molecule: messenger RNA, 4296 nt
Organism: Myotis daubentonii (Daubenton's bat)
Lineage: Eukaryota; Metazoa; Chordata; Mammalia; Chiroptera; Vespertilionidae
Gene: ZNF572
Product: zinc finger protein 572
Exons: 3
Coding region: 177-1772 (531 amino acids)
Biological process (GO): regulation of DNA-templated transcription
Molecular function (GO): RNA polymerase II cis-regulatory region sequence-specific DNA binding; DNA-binding transcription factor activity, RNA polymerase II-specific
Source: RefSeq, a predicted model, not a curated record
CAGCCGGGUCACUUCUCGCUCCCGUCUAGCGGUUUGAGUUUAGGACCCUGGGUUGGUGGGGUCAAAAGGAGAGGGCUCCCUCCUCCCGGACUGCUGGGCCUGCGGGGGGUGCAGGGCGCCUUGUGUGUAGCCCCCAGAACAGAUUUCUGACCGAUAACGUGGUUGUGAUCAUUGUGAUGGAGCAAGAGAAAAACUUGUUGGUCUCAGAUUCUAAAUGCUUCACCAAAAGGAAGAGUUUGAAAAGCUCUUUUACAGGACAUGAAAGUAAGAAUAAUUUAGAAACUGUUCAACAACAUAACCGUAAGGCAGAUAAACUUAAAGAGAGAGCCUCAAAAUGGUCUAAAAAAGAUGGCCUACAAAAUUGUAAGCAUGAGGAUACAAAAGAAAUACCACUGACAGGGUCCCAAGGAGAUGAAACUUGGCGUGAUGGUUUCUAUGAGAAUAAUGGCAAGUCAGAGAAUCAGGAAAAUUCUACAGGAAAAGAGGAAGAAAAACCCAAUGAUGGGGGUUGGGACCCAGGAGAACAUGCUGGUGCCCCUGUCCAGCAGAAUUCAUCCUUCAGAGACAAACCCUACAAAUGUUCUGAAUGUUGGAAAAGCUUCAAUAACAGUUCUCAUUUGCAUGCUCACCAACGGACCCACUCAGGAGAAAAACCUUAUAAAUGUUCUGAGUGUGGGAAAUGCUUCAGUAACAGCUCUCACCUGAUUCAACAUCUGAGAACACACACAGGAGAGAAGCCCUACCAGUGUGGGGAAUGUGGGAAAAGCUUCAGCAAUACCUCCCAUCUUAUUAUCCAUGAGAGGACACACACAGGAGAGAAACCCUAUAAAUGUCCUGAGUGUGGGAAGAGUUUCAGCAGCAGCUCCCAUCUGAUUCAGCAUCACAGAUUACACACUGGUGAAAAACCAUAUGAAUGUCCUGUUUGUGGGAAAUGCUUCAGCCACAGUUACGUCCUAAUAGAACAUCAGAGGACUCACAGUGGAGAAAAACCUUACAAAUGCCCUGACUGUGGAAAGGGUUUUAGUCAGAGUUCCAGCCUGACUCGCCACCAGCGGACACACACAGGUGAGAAGCCCUACAGAUGUACUGAGUGUGGAAAAAGCUUUGGUUGUAAUUCUACUCUAAUAAAGCAUCAGAGAAUACACACAGGAGAAAAACCCUACCGGUGUACAGAAUGUGGGAACAAUUUCAGUCGAAGUUCAAACCUCAUAGCACACCAGAAAACACACACAGGAGAAAAACCCUAUGAAAGUUCAGAUUGUGAAGAAAGUUUGAGUCAGAACUGCAGUGUGAUAGAAGAAUGUAGGACCCAGCCAGGAGAGAAACCAUAUAAAUGUUGUGAAUGUGGAAAGAGUUUUGGCCUCAGCUCCCAUCUCAUUAGACAUCAGAGGACACAUACAGGAGAAAAACCUUACAGAUGUUCUGAGUGCUGGAAAACUUUUAGUCAGAGUUCCACCCUGGUGAUUCACCAAAGGACACACACAGGAGAGAAACCUUAUAAAUGUCCUGAUUGCAGUGAGUGCUUUAGUCAAAGUUUUAACCUUAUCAGGCACCGGAGGACCCACAUAGGAGAAAAACCUUACAAAUGUACUGACUGUGAGAAAUGCUUUAGCAGAAGUGCCUAUCUCAGUCAGCAUCGGAAAAUUCACAUACAAAAGUCUUUUGGGUCUCCUGAGGUUGAAGAUUUUCCUCCUGAAUGGACUUGGAAAGACUGUUCAGGGGAACUGGCCCUCAUCUCAUCAUUUUCAGUCCCAAAUUCAUCUUCCUCUUAAGUCCCAAAGUCCACUUUUCUUUUUGGGACAUUAUUAUGAAGGUGUUCUCUGAUCACUGCCCUACAAAGUGAACCCCGUCGGCCAGGCGGGAACCUGAGGAGGGGCGGUGAAGGAUUAAAGCAGACAAGAGAAUACACUUGGGACCAGGUGGAUCACUGCCUGGAUGAGGAAACAGUGACACAGCCUGUAAGCUGAAGCUUUAUUUUAUAGUCAGAUCACACAAAGCAAAACAAAGGGAGUGGUCAACAUGUUUACAAUAAUCUAUUUUGUUACUCAAGCCUUGUUUUGGCAGCAAUUGAUACACCUCCCACAGCCCAUUAACUAGACCUAGGAACAAGGGAGGACUAUAAGGUCAAGCUUAAUUGUGCUAGGAGGGCUCUGCCCUCCAACCUGGGACUUGUAUGAGGCUCUGCCACAGGUCAGUCUGAGGCUUGGCCCUAUAGCCGCUCCCUACACAGUUUCUUUGGUUUGUUUGCCAAAACAUCUAGAAAAGGUGAACCUCUUGGGAGGAUGGGAAGAUCUAGAUCACUAACUGGGUCAUUGAAUCUGCCCAGUGAGAGAUACUGCCAUGGAUGGAGAAAAAGAAGAAAUUUGUUUUGAUCUAAGGUAAAAUAGGAAGAGCUUCAAAAGAAAACUUAAAGUGUGCCCUGGCCAGUUUGGCUCAGUGGAUAGAGCGUUGGUCUGCAGACUGAAGGGUCCCAGGUUCAAAUCUGGCCAAGGGUACAUGCCCGGGUUGCAGGCUUGAUCCCCAGUAGGGGGUGUGCAGGAGGCAGCUGAUCAAUGACUCUCUCAUCAUUGAUAUUUCUCUCUCUCUCUCUCCCUUCCUCUCUGAAAUCAAUUAAAAAUAUAUUUAAAAAAAGAAAGAAAAAAAAACCUAAAGUGUAACCCAGAGAGUAAACAAAAUGACACCCAAGAGCCUGCAGCUGAGAUACCCGUUGAAUUGCCUUAUUUUCUCUUUCCUGAUUGGGUGGCAAUAAAUCAUUACUGGUCUCAGGGAUUUAUCCAGAGAAAGAUUUUUUUGAACAAAUAAUCUGAUUUCCUGGCUGUUCUUUGGGUCUUAAGGAAGAAAAGAUUCAUUUUUAAAAAAUGCAUUUUCAAUUGCUGAACAUUAACUUUUGUAGUAUUGGAACUGCACUAAUAGAAUAGCCACUAGCCACCUGUGUCUAUUUAAAUUUAUAUAAUUAAGAUGAAAUUUAAAAUCCUGUUCCUUAGUCACACUGGCCAGUUGGAUCAUCUUGAACAGGGGUCCUCAAACUACGGCCCGCGGGCCACAUGCAAAUACAAAUAUUGUAUUUGUUCCCGUUUUGUUUUUUUACUUCAAAAUAAGAUAUGUGCAGUGUGCAUAGGAAUUUGUUCAUAGUUUUUUUUUAAACUAUAGUCCGGCCCUCCAACGGUCUGAGGGACAGUGAACUGGCCCCCUGUUUAAAAAGUUUGAGGACCCCUGAUCUUGAAGGCAGCCUCAGACACCUGGGUGUCCUUUGGAUCCACUAAAAUUGCACAAUCUUUUGUUAUUGUUUAUCCUGUGAACAUGAAGUUCACGACUAAGAGUGAGUAGGCUGAUAAUGUAGCACAUCAGUAUCGUAAUAUGGCAAGCAUUUGGGUAACUGCUGCCUUUUCUGUUGGAAAUUACCCUUCCUGUUACUCCCCUAUCUCUUUCAUUUCGUGUUUGUUUUCUACCUCUCUUUGACCCUAACCUCCUCUGCCUUGUUCAACUGUAUUCUAACCCAAAAUUAGUGUGUGUUUUUUCUAUCAUUUGUUUUGUUUCCCUUCCUUCCCUCUCCCACCUUCCCCUCCCAAUGAACUAGGAAUCAAGUCAAGGCUAAGGAUAGUCCAAAUGCUUGGUUAUAAAAGAUACAGGAUGCUUGGCAAUCAUUAACAUCAUGGGCAUGUGGCCACUUACAAGCAGAGGUAGCUUGUGGGUGCUAAGAUAGAUUGCUGGUCUAACAUUGCUUGACUGGUAAAAGCAACAAAUAUCCUAGGAUUUGACACAGUGUGGGAUGAAGUAGAUGCUUUAGUUGAAAAAGGGUCAGGAUUAAUUUUGAGCCAUGGAUAAAUGGUCAGAUUUAAAAAAGUAUUAGUUGAUUAGACUGACAAAUACAGGUGGAAGAUUUUCUCUUAAAAUAGCUUACUUUCUGAUCAUUAAAGUCAGAGUUGCUAAAAUAUACAAAAAAGUAUAAGACAUAUAAAAGUAUGAACAACAAAAUAAAAAUCACCUGAAAUCAUUUUCCUCUGAGAUCACUUACCACGAAAGUUCUGGGAUCUUUACCAAUAACCACUUUUCUAAUAUAUUAUUGUGCGUUACACCCACACACACACAAAUUGUCAUAUAUUAUUGUCUUUUUUUCCUAAUUUCACAUCAUUUGUCAAUUUACUUGUUUUAAAUUAUUAUGCGGUUUUUCGUGGUUUCAUAAUAUUGCAUUGAAUGAUGUACCAUAGCCAUUUGUUUGAUGUUGGAUGUUUAUAUUGUGUCUAGUUGUUUGCUAUUAAAAAUAACACUACGGUAAACAGGGUUUAUUUGUCUUUU